Molecule: messenger RNA, 713 nt
Organism: Neltuma alba
Lineage: Eukaryota; Viridiplantae; Streptophyta; Magnoliopsida; Fabales; Fabaceae
Product: agamous-like MADS-box protein AGL80
Exons: 1
Coding region: 1-711 (236 amino acids)
Biological process (GO): positive regulation of transcription by RNA polymerase II
Molecular function (GO): RNA polymerase II cis-regulatory region sequence-specific DNA binding; DNA-binding transcription factor activity, RNA polymerase II-specific; protein dimerization activity
Source: RefSeq, a predicted model, not a curated record
AUGACUAGAAAGAAGGUGAAGCUUGCUUUCAUAGCGAACGAUUCUGCUAGAAAAGCCACAUACAAGAAAAGAAAGAAGGGUCUGAUCAAGAAGAUCGACGAACUCACCACUCUCUGCGGAAUCGAGGCCUGUGCGAUAGUCUACAGUCCGUACGAUUCUCAGCCGGAGGUUUGGCCGUCGCCGUUUGGGGUCCAGCGCGUGCUUUCUAAGUUCAGGAGGAUGCCGGAGCUGGAGCAAAGCAAGAAGAUGGUGAACCAGGAAGGGUUUCUGAAGCAGAGGAUUCUGAAGGCGAAGGAGCAGUUGAAGAAGCAGAGGAAGGACAACAGGGAGAAGGAGAUGACUCAGAUCAUGUAUCAGUAUCUCAGCGCAGGGAAAGUCCUGCAUAAUAUGACGAUGAUCGAUCUCAACGAUUUGGCGUGGCUGGUCGAGCAGAAUCUGAAGGACGUGAAUCGGAGAAUCGAGACGCUGGACAAGAGGGCUCAGAGUCAGAGGGCGACCGACGUGGCGGCCAUUGCGGCUGCUGAUGCGGCAGCGAGGAGCCGAGAUAAGGCGAAGGUGGAGCACGUGGAUGGGAUGGAGGUGGCCGGCGGAGACGCCAUGCCGAAGCAGCAGUGGUAUAUGGACAUGAUGAAUGGUGGCGCCGAUGAAACGCUGCCGUUUGGGGACGUGGGUCAGUCCAAUGCGUUUUGGCACAAUCACUAUUUCCCUUGAAG